AUUAUGGAACGAAGUGAAAUUGCAUCGAGCUACCAAUCUGAAGAGAGCAGCUUGCUGGACAUACCAUGUGCCAUAACUGAAAAAAGUUUUCUGGUGAAUCUCAGUCCUGGGAGAAGCAGUACUUCAAGUUCGGUGAAUGCGUUUGUUUCACCAUCAUCCACCACGUUGGACACAGAUCCUGACAGCGUGAUUUUUGAAGAACACACAACUGGACCUGACAGAAACGUAUGGCCUAAAUCCUGUGAAAAGACAGACUCCAGUCACUGGAUGAAUCCAGAGCCCUUCCAAGCUAACGAACAUCUCCCAGCUUGGACGCCUGAGCAAAAAGAUGAAGAAUCCACCAUUAAAAAGUCUUUGGACACGUUUUACAGUACCUGCUGCCCAAAGAAGCAAUUCGGUGGCAGCCCAGCACUCGAGUCAGCUUCACAAAGCAUAUCUGCCAAAAUCGCAGAACUGGGUAACAGAGAAGGAACACGAUAUGCCCUGCGGAGUCUCUGGGUAGCCCAGAGUGUUUUGAACCGAGACGGUAAUAAGGUCUUUCCUCGGCACUCCAGUGGUGCCUGCUUUUCCGCUACUGCUGAAAGUACUGCUAAUGUAGAGAAAGGAAAGAAAAUCCCAGGACUUUCAGAUGACGUCCUUCAAUUUCUCUUAAAACAGAGUGUAAUGAAAUGAACGUGGCCUUGACAUUGGUCUCUUCCUAAGCACAAUUUUUCCCCUUGUUUUCAUGAGAUCCACUGCAAAUGUUUUAUAAUAGGGAAGGAACUCUUAGAUUGCGCACACAAGGACAAGAGUACCAGCAGGGCAUCACUUCACAAGAAUGUAUUUUGCAGAACAAGCUGCUGUUUUUUUAAAAAAAAAUAUUUUAAUUAUCGUCAUCCAUGAUCCUCAGUGCUGUCCUUGUUAGGGAUUGAAGUGUACGUUUUCCAGUAAGGUACUGCUGCGUCUUGCAACCCGUGUUCUUGUGGAUGGAUGGAGUUGGAUUAUGUCCAUGUUGUCUGCAUGGACGGACCAGCCCCUCUAGUGUCUCAAGCAGAGAUUGUUUCCCUGCCAUACUGAAAUCAUUUUAACUGGACUUGCCAGGGAUUGAACCAGGAACCUUCUGUGUGCAAAAGAGGUGCUCUGUCACCAAGCCACAGCAAAGCUCGCAGAAGGGAGAGGGGGGGAAAGGGAGGUGUAGCAUAUUACUUCAACCAUUUUGUUGUAUCAUAAAACAGUGCUCUGGGGUUUGGAGUUCGGAGCCCAGUGCUGGCUGUGGGAGACGCUGUGUCUCAUUCUGUAAAGCAGAUUUUCUGUUCCAGAAGCUCAAAAUCUGGGGGGGGAAAUUGAAUGGCGCUGGAGGAGACAAAGUGUGUGUGGGGAAAUUUCUUGAUUUUGCUGCACUCAAAAACAUUGGGACUGUGCCGCUAUGAUGUCCUGCAGAAAUAAAAGUUGUGUGUUUGAGUGAACAUGGAGCCUGAGACCAAACUGCUCUUGGACUGUACUUCUGAUACUCAGAUCUGACAUAAUAUGCGGAUACUUUUAGGUUGACAUCACUAGGAAGUGGGAACAGUAUCCAAGACCAUCCGUCUUAGAGGCUAGGCACGUAAAGCAUUUAAGCCAAGGGGGGCGGAUGGCAGAAUCUGAGGCGGCCAGGCUUCAUUCCUGAUGCCUGGACCAGAGUGCCGGUCACAUGCCUAAGGCAUUGACGCUCCAGUGGCCUCCUAAGCUCAAGAUCUUGCAAAUAUCAAGGCAAAGGGUGAAGAAUCUCAAGGGGGGGGGCAGGGUGAAUGGACUGACAGCUGCUUUAAAUGAAUUGUAUUCAGGGGUCAUUUUGUAGAAAAAGAGCUGGAGGAACUCAUUAGCAUAACUCAUUAGCAUAUGCCACGCCUCUUGCUAUCACCGAAAGUGUCAUUGGCAUAACUGAUUUGCAUAUGCCACACCCCCUGACCACCUAUUCUGACUGUUUUAGACCCAAUCCUGGCCAUUCAGGGCUGAAAUUGGGCCCAAAAUGGCAAAAAGGAGCUGAAAAUGGCCGAAGAGGGGCCCAAAAUGGUCAGGAUCGGGCCGCUGCUGAGUGGGAGAGUGAUCCACCACCCGUCAGAGGCCCAAUCCAGGCCAUUUCGGCCCCAAUCCAGGCCGAAGCAGGCCCCAAAUGGCCGAGAGUGAGGUGGGGGGGACCUGACAUGUGACCUCUUUGGGGAACUGCUGGAACUGUGUUCCUGUGCGUUCCCCCUCGAAAUAAGCCCUGAUUGUAUUAUUGGUGAUUUUAAAUUUUUAUGCUAUUAUGUUUUUAUUUGUAUACUGUUGUGCUCUGCUCUGAGCCUGCUCUCAGGGAGAGUGGAAUAUAAAUAUAAUUAAAUAAAUAAAAUGAAUAAUUUUUUUU
This is a messenger RNA of Eublepharis macularius, 2362 nucleotides long. RefSeq names its product shieldin complex subunit 1 (gene SHLD1). Lineage: Eukaryota; Metazoa; Chordata; Lepidosauria; Squamata; Eublepharidae. The coding region runs from base 4 to 672 and encodes 222 amino acids. Gene Ontology annotation, biological process: positive regulation of double-strand break repair via nonhomologous end joining; negative regulation of double-strand break repair via homologous recombination; positive regulation of isotype switching. The record is from RefSeq and is a predicted model, not a curated record. Gene Ontology annotation, cellular component: site of double-strand break. The transcript has 2 exons.